AUGGCGCUUACUGGCUCCAUGCAGAGGAACCGCCCCAUACAACCAUCCCUCGCUCUACCAUCCCUGCGCUCUCCCUCCUCCCUAUCCCUCUGCCUGGCCCUGCUUCUUGCUCUUCCUUUGGAGUCCGUCAGAGCGGAUCUCGCGCGCUUUCAAGACCUUUUCCACACUCCGUUCCGUCCGCAGGACUCUCGUCACUUCCAGGUCGACGAGUCUUCCACUUUCACGGCCAACCCUGAUCUGCGAUUUGUGUUGAGCUAUGCUGACGGGUCGGAGCUGCGAGGUUUUGGGGGCGACGACGUUGUGCAUGUCGGUGACUUCCAUGGACUGGCUCCGUUCGGCUUGCUGUAUCAGUGUAACAGCCCGGACUUUAACGGGGUAGAUGGUAUCUUGGGGUUCGGGCUCCCGAAGCCUGGGACACAAGGGAACGAGUUGCCGCGGCCUCUGCUGUGGGCGCUGACAGACAAGAUCAAGCACGACUCGAACGCUCAAGCUCUUCAGCGCAAGUUCUCCUUCUACUCCACGGAUGAUGCUGCCGAGCUGCAGUUGGGCGGCUACGAUCCCAAGAGCUGCGAGGAUGUGAUGCAUUACACGCCGUCGCUGUCAAAGACUGACUACAUCGUUGGAGUCACUUCCGUCAAGUUCGGACGAAGCGCACAUGAUGCUCGUGAGCUGCUUCAGUUCUCAAACCCGACAGGAGGCGAGUAUCUUCCUGCCAUCAUGGACUCGGGGACCUCGUGCCUGGUGCUGCCGGGGAGUCACCUGAACGGGAGGCUGGCGAACGAUCCCUUCUCCGACUUCCAGAGCAUGUGGUCGCUGGACAACUCUUUCUUCAUCUCGAUAGGAGGACGAAGUUUUGAGAUCCCCUCUUCCUCGUGGUUCCUGGCGAGAACCAACCAAACCUGUGUGCAGCCUUCUCCCAACGGGAUGAUCGGCCUGCUGAUUGGAGACGUCUUCUUCCGGUCUUACCUUGUCGAAUUUGACAUGACCGAUCAGGAGAGGCCUGUGAUCGGCAUCGCGAAGCUGAGCUACAUGGUGUCGCCGGUCAAGACUGCUGACCUGGAUUACUACCACCUCCCCAGGGUUCCGGUGCAGAAGCUCCGCCUGCUCAAGGGCGAGGAGACUAUGUAUCCGUCAGAGCACACGGAGCGGCUGAGGGAAGUGGACAGGAUCCCCAUAUCGGACAAGAAGGGCACGCAGUACUUCAUGAACCUUGCCAUCGGGACGCCGCCGCAGCCGUUCACAGUCAUCUUCGACACCGGGUCAGCGGUGUUCGGGGUGUUCACGGAGCAGUCGGAGUUGCCGCUGUCCAUCUCCUCGAAGCUCAUGGGAGGAGCGUCGCUGCACGUGGAGGCAGAUGCGAUGAGCUCGCUCAUGGUGUGGCCCAAGGAGGACAGCAGCGGGGAGACGCUCAUGGUGAAGGGAUCGAAGUCUGCGGUGCUGGAGGGGAUGCGACGGAGGGGACAAGCCAGCGCGCUGCUACUGGCGGGGCUAGAUCUCUCAGCGAGGAGGGCAGGAGCAGGAGCAGGAGCAGGAGUCAGAGGCUCUUCCAACGGGAUCGUCGGGGUGGCGGCGGUGAUUCUUUCUCUUAUUGUUUCUGUUAGUUUGCUCGUGGCUGCAAGGAGGCGGCGGGCGACUCAAUCAGCGCGACAUGCGUACGUGAUGCUGGAUGUCUCGCACGCGACGUGGCUGAAUGGCGGGGAGGCGACCAGGACAGACUCGCAUGCUUGA
Guillardia theta CCMP2712 is the source of this 1728-nucleotide messenger RNA. RefSeq lists its product as hypothetical. Gene Ontology annotation, molecular function: aspartic-type endopeptidase activity. The coding region runs from base 1 to 1728 and encodes 575 amino acids. The transcript is spliced from 3 exons. The record is from RefSeq and is a predicted model, not a curated record. Gene Ontology annotation, biological process: proteolysis. NCBI's taxonomy places the organism in Eukaryota, Cryptophyceae, Pyrenomonadales, Geminigeraceae.